Liolophura sinensis is the source of this 4926-nucleotide messenger RNA. Its product is annotated as EF-hand calcium-binding domain-containing protein 5-like. Bases 206 to 3856 code for a protein of 1216 amino acids. The transcript has 22 exons. NCBI's taxonomy places the organism in Eukaryota, Metazoa, Mollusca, Polyplacophora, Chitonida, Chitonidae. The record is from RefSeq and is a predicted model, not a curated record. Gene Ontology annotation, molecular function: calcium ion binding; protein binding.
GGAAGUCAACGGGUAGCGCUUCAAAGCCAUAGAAGGCAAGGCGAGAACAGUCAUGUUGUUUGUGAGUGUAUCACACCGUGUUUACAAAUGACAACGUGCCCGACUAACUGUUAGGGUGACAGCUGGAUGUACCUUCAGCUAUUUGGACACUGGACAUUAAUGUGUAAUACCACUUGCUAAUCAGUCUGUGUGAAUAGAAAAAACCAUGGAGGCUGUAUUGCCUAGUCCCCCACGCACAGCUCCUGGGACAUCCGAGGCUCUGAAGAGGCUGACGAUGGUACCCUCAGCCUCUCCUCUGUCUUCUGGCUCAGGGAGUAAAGUCGCGUCUCGGGAAAGCCGCACUACCGAGUCCCCGGGGCUAGCUAGUGUCAGAAGCGCCGGUCGUCGCUGGAGGCGUCUCCAUGAACAGUGCAUGAUGGGAAAACUAAUGGAAAUGCGCCAACAGAAAAAAGAACAUGACAAGCUAGACAAAGAUAAUGCCAGGAAAAUGGCUCGCAAAAUUCCAGUGGAAGUUUUGGCCAAGGAAUGGUUGAAGGAAAAUGAGGCUGACGUUGAUGUCAGAGCUUAUUUGGUAGACAAGGUGUUACCUACUCUGAUCUUAGGCUGUGAAAAAUUGCUUAAUGAAGUGGAUAAGAGAGGCCUUGCAGAGAAAGACGAAGUUGAACCAAACUUCAACCCCAUUAACUUCUUGGCCAAGUAUCUAAUGAGAAACAAUCCAACAUACAGUAAUUUCAGUGAGGCCUCUCCCUAUGUGAGGGGCUUGAGAGAAGUGUCAGAGCAACUAAGGAAGGAAUUGUUCAAGAUGGAAGAUAACAGGCUCGCUCGUAUCAAAGCUGAUGUGAAAAGGCGACAAGAGGAGCGAGACAAACUGGAGAAGAUGAAGCAGGCCGAGCGUGUGCGUCGCAUGAACAUCUUCAUGAGCCAGUUUGUGGACUGGACAGAUAGUAUUGAUGGACGGCUGGAACUUACACUGGUACAAAGUGCAUUGAGGUCAUUCCAAGAGGUCAUCUCCUCCUACCCUGAAGAGCUGAGGUCAGCUGCCCAGUUCAGCCAACCUCUGGAGAAAACAGAUGAGACGGGCAUCAAAGUUAACAUCAAAGAGUUCUCAAAGUACAUGCAGCAUUUCACAGCUGAUAUGCCAACAGACAUAUUUGAUCAGUUUUUGAAUCAUCUGAGGCGCUGCGCGACAGCGUACAGGGAUGCAGUGAAUCAGGAAGAAAGGAGGAUCAUCCUCACCAACCUGUUCAACUCGUGUGAUCACAGUGGGAUCGGGCUGUUGGACAGACAUCGUGUCUUACAGCUGUUUGAACAGUUUUGGGACGGCGCGAGAGAGCCUCAUAAAAACAAACUGCAGAAUCCUCGUCGAUGGCCUGUUGUGGAGGUUGAGGAAGCAGAGGAGGGAUAUUCCGAGGAGGAGUGUGAUGAUUCCAUGGAGACACAGGAGAGUGAUAAGAUCAAAGAAGAAACAAAGAAAACAGCUGAGUCAUCAACAGCUACCACACAAGCUCCCCUGGGGGAUAAUGCAACAGAAGCUGUGGCACCACAAAUGAUGCAGAAAAGAAAGGCGAGUCUGUUUGACGCUACGGUCCACUCCAGCCAUGCUCAUGGGGCUCUGGCGGGGAGUGUACACGUUCCUGAUUCCAUCCCUGAGGCCGUUGAGGAGGGGGUAGAUGAGGAUGCCAAGCCAUCUCAGUCAAACACAGGUGCUGGUAGUGUGUCAUUUGCUGAUGGAACGGUGUAUGAACGAGAGAAACUGGUGAUUGGCCUGAGCAUCACAUCCUGCAGCCAGUCACAGGCCUCUGCAUUUGACGAGUGCUCCCUGAAUGUUUCCCAGUUCGUCCAGCUGACCGAAACUUUCCUCAACGAGCGACCUCCGAAGGAUCUCUUUGAGCUUCUCACUAAGUAUCUGAAGGAGCAGUAUAUGGAAACAGAGGAGGAGAAACUGAAAAGACUUGUCAAGGCCCGCCAGGAAGCCAUCUCUGCCAAGAGAAAGCUUAUGAUUAACGACCUGUUUGAGAAGUGGGACAAUGAUGGGUCAGGCUAUCUGGACCAGGAUGAGGUGGAGUCUGUCAUGCUCCUGUACAAGGAUGGUCAGGAGGCUGAGGCUAUUCACAUAGCAUGUGACCGUCUUAAACUGCACUCAGAGUAUGUUGACGUUCGGCUCAGUAAGCGAGAGUUCCGUGAUUUGCUGGAGAUGAUCGUGGAAGACAUGCCCGGCCCAGACAAUUUUGAUAACUUUGUGGAGUUCCUGACAAACCGCGUGGAGAGAAGUUUUGCGGAGAGAAUUCGGGGUGAAGCUCGUAAGAAGUGGCUGCAGCAGAUUGUGACUGCUGGAGAGACGGGAGGGUCCAGUAUGGAGCCUAUCUACAAGGCAGUCUUCCAGGCUCUCUAUAAGGACGCCGAAUCCCACGGUGGCGGGAAAAGGAUUAGUGCUAACAUUGCCAUGUUGGAGAAGAAUACCACUCAGCCUAGCCGUGGAGAUGUAGCACUACGCUACGUAGCGUGUACACCCGAAGAUGCAGAGUUUGUCCUUGGGAAAAUGCUCUACAAAGAUAUGCCUGGUGUGAGUUUUGCUGCGGUUGAAACUGGGAAACCCAUCCAUGUACCACGUGUCAGUAACCAUGGCAACAUUCAGUUUUGGAAUCCUGAGCGCACGGUGAAGGAAGGUUCGUUUAUUGUGGUCCCACUGAAGGAUCGGCGGAAGCGUGUGUUUGGGCUGAUGGGAAUAGACACACUGACUGACCCACACAGCAAAGCCAUCUUUAUCACUCACGAGAUUCAGUUCUUCCAGGGUGUAGCUAAAGCCUUCAGCAUUGCCUAUCACCAUGUAGACAUCCGUAAAAAGCUGCUGAGAAUCACGGAGAGCGCCAUCUCAUGGAUCUACCGACGCAGUCCUCACAUGAAUGAAAUAACGAUGUACCUGGUGGAGCCUGACGGGAAAGAGUUUGAUUACGUACUGCGGAAGAUGAUGACAACAGACCCGAAGGGGGCCCCACACACAUUUGAACCUCCACCUAAACUGGAGCGUAAAGACAAUCUCUUCAGAGACUACCUGUUCAAGUGUGUUGACAAUUCCGAGACCAUUUCCGCUGAUGCUUAUGGAGAGCGACACCUGGCCAUUCCCCUGAGGAAUGAGGUCGGCAAAGCUGUUGCCAUUGUAGACAUCGGAAUCGGAGAGCUGAAGAAGUUACCGGUACACGAGAACCGAGAGGUUCAGAGGAUGCUCAAACUCCUACAGAUGGCUCACAGGGAAAUCACAAAGGAGCUGGCCGGAGAAGAAAAGACCAUGGUCCUGGAGGUUGAGAAGGAUGAGGACACUCGAGUUGACGUGAUGUUUGACCGCCUCAUGCUGAUGGAACUGCGGGAAAACGUCUCCAAACUGGACUCGCGAUCCUACAGUGAACUGCGCAGUUACAAUGAGCCGCCUCGUGUCGUACAGGACAUCCUCAAGGCUGUCCUCUCCAUCUUUUACCUGGAGCAGGCAGAAAGUGGAGAGUUUGACGACUGGACUAAUGUCAAAUCCUACAUCAAUGCUGACCUGAGUCAGAAGAUAGCAGAGUACGACCCGACAGCAAGUGAAGUGCUAAUUCCUGCAGAGAAGGUCAUGGAUCUUCUUAAAGAUGUCCCUCAUGGAGCAGUCACUAAGCACGGGUCUGUCCCCGCCCAGCAUAUGUACAACUGGGUCUUUGUCUGUCUGUCCCUGAUUGAGCACACUCGCAAGAUGAGGGAAAACUCCCAAGGAAAUGUCUUGGCUGACAGCAAUGAUGACACUGAUGCAGAGGCUCAAGAGGGAGAAAACACAGCUGGUGAUGAGGUUGAGAGUCAAGUGGAGGGGGAGACGCAACAGGCUGCGUAACUGUUGGGCACGUAACAUUUACAGCCAUACAGGUGCUGUAUGAAAAAUGUACAGAUAUACUCUACAUAUUGCUUGGUUGAGCUUUACUUUGAUCAAACACUUCCGUGUCCGAGAUCCCAUCAGAAAGGUGUCUUGUGAUCCUACUUCAGGUAACAGCCAGGCAUUUAUGUUUAAUUGUUACUAUUGUUUUUCAGAAUUUUGUUGAUCAUCAGUACCAAUGGCUCAUUUGAAAUAUUCCUUCUUUAAGGCCCUAUUUCAUUUUUGUCAUUACACAUGUACUUCGCAUUUAUUAAGUACACUUACAUUUGUACUUCACAUGUAUUAAGUACAAUUACAUGUGUACUUUACAUGUAUUAAAUACAAUUACAUGUGUGCUUCACAUGUGUUAAGUACACUUACAUGUGUACUUCACAUGUAUUAAAUACAAUUACAUGUGUACUUCACAUGUAUUAAGUGUAAUUACUUUUGAACUUGAUAUGUGUACAUAUCAAUAUUUGUCUUGCUCAUAUAUACUCUUUAAAUUUUUUGUGUAUAUCAAAAGACUUUCAUUCCAGUAUUGCAAUUGUCAAAUGCUGUUUUUGGGAACAUGUUCUGUGGUGAGUUUUCAACAUGCACUACACACAAUUUCAGAUGUGUAUCGAGAAAAAAUGUCAAAUACUUCCAAAUAGUAUAGUUAUAGUAUGCAACUUUACCAACAGUAUUUGUCAAACUGUAUUUUGUGUAGACAAUAGUAUGUUUGCGAUUUAAUCCCACAAGUUACCAGUCAGCAUCAGACUAGUACAUAGAGGCAAACGUUGUGGUGGACUUUCCCAACAUGGAAAAGUUGUUCAACACUCCAAGAGGCACGUACAUCUAUACUAGUUUCCAUUAUUAGUAUAUUUUAGUGAUUAUAGCUAUUAUUAUUUUGCUAUCGCUGAUCGAAUAUUAGUGUCACAGGUGAAUCAGUUAUUAAGCAUUAAUGAAGUUGACAGUGGUUAGUGAUAAGUGCUUGUAUAUUUGUGUUUGGAAAGUUUAUUCCAUUGGGAUUAGAUGUGAGAGAAAGCAUAACUGUGAUAAUAAACAUUUUUAUA